This is a messenger RNA of Osmerus eperlanus (European smelt), 2342 nucleotides long. RefSeq names its product solute carrier family 1 member 6 (gene slc1a6). Gene Ontology annotation, molecular function: glutamate:sodium symporter activity; L-glutamate transmembrane transporter activity; neutral L-amino acid transmembrane transporter activity. Bases 510 to 2201 code for a protein of 563 amino acids. The transcript has 12 exons. Gene Ontology annotation, biological process: L-glutamate transmembrane transport. The record is from RefSeq and is a predicted model, not a curated record. NCBI's taxonomy places the organism in Eukaryota, Metazoa, Chordata, Actinopteri, Osmeriformes, Osmeridae. Gene Ontology annotation, cellular component: plasma membrane.
GCAGCAGUUACUUUCCCCCUUUCUGUGUCCUUACUUUAUGAUAAAGCACCUAUAUUACCCGUCAGCUUCAGUAGCCAGGGUGAACGGGCUUACUGGGCUACCCUGAGAUAUCAUAAACUCUGGCGAAUUAAAUGGACGGCAGGUGGCUUUCCUUCGCGCCUGAAGAAUCUUUAACCUCCGCCGCCCACGCUCACGGAUUUCCAGGCGUUUUUUUUUCUUCCACGCCCGAGGGUGUAGAAUAAGCGUCCUCGCCAGUGUGGUGAAACAUAAUAAAUGGUUGAAGUGAAAACACAAGAUUCACUUGAGGAACGUCGGAUCGUUCUCGUUUGGUUGGUGGAGUUGGAGCCAAUGAAUUAGCUUACAGCUGUGCGUGAGUCUUGAAAGAAGGUUGUAAGAACCACCAGUUGAAGACGACCAGCGGAACACUACAUGCCAGCAUCUUCAACAGCGGGAGACGAAACACCAUAAACAGGGAAACCUGCCUCCUGGACCAGGUUCUGGAGCUGAUUAUGAAUGAGAAACCUCCAAACAGCACCAGUCUAUUCCUGAACGAGGACUCUGAGAAGCUGCCCCAGGCCGAUAGAGGAGCUGUCCGGAGGCUGAGGAGGACCAUGGAGAAGAGGGCGUCCAGUGUGAAGGACAGGAUGACCUCCGUCACCUGGGAGAGCGUCAAGGGGUUCCUCAAACGCAACCUGUUUGUGAUCUUCACCAUAGCGGCCGUGGCUCUGGGCGUGAUGCUGGGAUUCGCCCUGCGGCCCCAGAACCUGACCCUCAGGGACAUCAAGUACUUCUCCUUCCCUGGAGAACUGCUGAUGAGGAUGCUGAAGAUGCUGGUGCUACCCCUCAUCGUGUCCAGCCUGGUCACAGGCAUCUCCUCUCUGGACAGCAAGGCUUCUGGGAAGAUGGGCAUACGUGCCGUGGUGUACUACAUGGUCACCACCUUGGUGGCAGUCUUCAUUGGCAUCGUCAUGGUGAUGAUCAUCCGUCCUGGGAAGGGCAGAAGGGAUAGACCAGUGGCCACUAGUGGCAGCAUUGAGCCGGUGCAGGCUGCAGAUGCCUUCCUGGACCUCAUCAGAAACAUGUUUCCUCCUAACCUGGUAGAAGCCUGCUUCAAGCAGUAUAAAACCGUCUACAAGAAGACCAUCACCAUCAGGAACGUAACUCAGGCUGUCAAUCAAACAGAGGACUCCUCCCACAACACCACGGAUGGCCUGGCUGCCGUGAACAUCUCCACCAUCCUGCAGACCAUACAGGAGAGCGUGGAGGAGGUGGUGCCCAUGUCGGGCUCCUCCGGCGGGGUGAACGCCCUGGGCCUGGUGGUGUUCUCCAUGUGCUUCGGCCUGGUCAUCGGGAGCAUGAAACAGCAGGGCCAGGCGCUGAGAGACUUCUUUGACGGCCUCAACGAAGCCAUCAUGAGGCUGGUUGCCAUCAUCAUCUGGUACGCCCCUGUAGGCAUCCUGUUCCUCAUAGCGGGGAAGAUCGUGGAGAUGAAGGACCUAGCGGAGAUGGGGGGUCAGCUGGGGAUGUACACGGUGACGGUCAUCGCGGGACUGCUCAUCCACGGCCUGCUCAUCCUGCCCCUGCUCUACUUCCUAGUCACCAGGAAGAACCCCUUCACCUUCAUAGGAGGCCUCCUGCAGGCCCUCAUCACCGCCCUCGGCACCUCCUCCAGCUCCGCCACCCUGCCCAUCACCUUCCGCUGCCUGGAGGAGAACAACAAGGUGGACAAACGCGUGACCCGCUUCGUGCUGCCCGUGGGCGCCACCAUCAACAUGGACGGCACGGCCCUGUACGAGGCGGUGGCGGCCAUCUUCAUCGCCCAGGUCAACGACAUGGACCUCAACUUUGGCCAGAUCCUCACCAUCAGUAUCACGGCAACCGCUGCCAGCAUCGGAGCUGCAGGCAUCCCUCAGGCUGGCCUGGUUACCAUGGUGAUCGUAUUGACAUCGGUGGGACUUCCUACUGAGGACAUAACACUGAUCAUCGCCGUGGAUUGGUUCCUGGAUCGUCUGCGGACCACCACCAACGUCCUUGGCGACUCUCUGGGCGCGGGCAUCGUGGAGCACCUCUCACGCCAGGAGCUGCAGCGGCAGGACGCAGAGACGGGCAACUCUGUCAUCGAGGAGAACGAGAAGCCCUACCAGCUCAUCUGCCAGGAGAACGACUCCCUCAAACACCACAACAGCGAGACCCCCAUGUGAUGGCCGGGCCGGACCAGACCCAGACCUAGACCCAGACCCAGACCUAGACCAGACCCAGACCCAGACCUAGACCAGACACAGACACAGACACAGACCCAGACCCAGACCCAGACCCAGACCCAGACCUAGACCAGACCCAGA